Messenger RNA from Acanthoscelides obtectus, 1686 nucleotides. NCBI's taxonomy places the organism in Eukaryota, Metazoa, Arthropoda, Insecta, Coleoptera, Chrysomelidae. The record is from the annotation of a GenBank genome assembly.
CAUACUCAAUGCAUUAGAUGCAUAUUCCAUUGUCCUGCUUGUUUUUAUUAUAUAGGUUAGUACUGCAUAGUGCAAUUUAUAGAAAAUAUGCAUAAGACUUCGUUGAAGGUCGUUUAUUUUAUAUUCCAUCAUAGAGGUGUGGACUAUAUAUACUGGGGUUGAAUAAAAAACAAUUAGUUCUCUGCGUAGUGCAAGAUAGUGAAAUUCAAAAUGAAAUCACUGGUACUUUUGCUCAUCUGCGCCGGCCUCGUAGCGUCCAGUACCGCCUCCAUCUUAGGCGCCACCUUGGUGGGCCCCGCAAACCCCGGAGCCCUAUUGGUCGGACCCGGUGCCCAUGCCUCCGUCCUAGGCCCCGACGGCAGCGCUAUCUCAGCAGCCGCCCAAGCAGGAUCGCUGGCUGCUGCUCCCAUUGCAGGAGGGGUGGUCAGUGCAGCAGUGGCCCCAGGGGCGGUCAUUGGAGGACACGGAUGGGGACACGCCGGAAUUUGGAGGAGAUAAAUUAUACUUAAACUGUUUUCUUUAAUAAAGUGUUAUUAGUUAAGAUUACUGCUAAAUCUCCGAUUUCUUGAAGAUUUUUCAGUAGGACUCUAGACCAUAGAAGCCAAGCUACUCGGAACGACUGCCACUAUCCAAACUUUUCAGCAUUAAGCAAUUGGACUAACCAAACUAAUCUUUUAGGUCUUGGGGAAUGAAGACUUUUCUAAUUCGCGGAUUUCGUUACUGUUAAUAAUUUCUUCAGGAAUAAGAAUGUGAGGUAAGUCUCUGUAAAUGGGAAAUCUUCUACAACGAAACAUCUUCUUGAAAAUUCCAGAUACUUAUCACUUAUUAUCACUUAAUGCAAAAAGUAUACAAACAACAGUGUACAAAUAUUCUAAAGUGUGCAAACUUUUUACAUCAUCUGUUAACAGGAUAUAAUAAACUUUUAAUAUACGAUAUUUACGGUACAUACCGUUCUUAGGAUGACUAGUCAUUUUUCUUGCGGUCUCAUAUUCUUAUUCCCGAAGAUGCUAACACAUUAACGAGAGCCCGAAUUAGAAAAAAGUGUAUUCUGAAUGUUAUCAUCCUUCGUUUAAUCUCAAGAUAAGACUCGUAAAUUCAUUAACUGAUUCUUAUGAAAUGAAGAAGAUGGUUAAUGUCUGUAACCACACUGUAAAAGUUUCCUAUAGAAAAUCAAGAAGCGAAUAUCGCCGAUUCCCCUCCCUUCGACAUUCAAUUUUCAAUUGUCAAUACCCCCCCCCCCCUGCGGGGGGCUUGUAGGAAGUCCUGAGUUCAUGGAAUAACGCAAGAUACUACCAAGGAUGAAGUAUCAUCUGCCUAUCUCUUGUGUCACUGCGUAGGACUCAAGCGCUGGAGAUUCAAAAUACAUGGUGAUAUAAGCUCUGAGAAUACUCUGCGAUACUCCUUUGGGUGUACAAAGCGGCAUCAGGGUGUGGUAUCAAGAAUGACGUAUUUGUAUCAUACCAUUUGCUUAAUAUGUUCUACCUUCUAUCUCGACAUCUCGAUGUUACACAAAAAAAAAGAUAAACUUAAGUAACAAUAUUAUAAUAUAGAUUUUGAAUGUGAGGAAGUAAAGUGAGUUGCUACGACAUAUACAAGUUAAAAUUCAAGUAACACAUUAAAAUAUAUAUAUAUAUAUAUAUUAAAAACACAAAAUUGGUUGGCUAAGAACACAUUAAAAUAUAUGAG